CUCUACACGCCUCCUCGCUCCUUCUUCUUGUGACUCCUCCGGCGGCUCCUUCCUCCUCCUCCGACUCUUCUUCGCCAUCAUGGGCUUCGGUGACCUCAAAUCAGCCUCCGGGCUCAAAGUGCUGAAUGACUUCCUGUCGGAGCGCAGCUACAUCGACGGGUUUGUCCCCUCUCAGGCUGAUGUGGCAGUCUUCGAGGCGAUUUCUGCAGCACCCUCAGCAGACCUGUGCCACGCCCUCCGCUGGUACAACCACAUCAAGUCAUACCAGAGCCAAAAGAGCAGCCUCCCAGGUAUAAAGAAGGCACUGGGUCAGUACGGCCCCGCCUCGGUGGCUGACACCACCGCCGCCUCUGCCCCCGCCAAAAAAGACGAUGACGACGACGAUGACAUCGACCUGUUCGGAUCUGAUGACGAGGAGGACGAGGAGGCAGAGAAGCUAAAGGAACAGCGGCUGGCUGAGUACGCUGCCAAGAAGUCAAAGAAACCCACCCUCAUCGCCAAAUCCUCCAUCCUAUUGGACGUCAAACCUUGGGAUGACGAGACAGACAUGGCAAAGCUGGAGGAGUGUGUGCGAAGUAUUCAGAUGGACGGCCUCGUCUGGGGACAGUCCAAACUUGUCCCCGUCGGUUAUGGCAUCAAGAAGCUGCAGAUCGGAUGCGUAGUUGAAGAUGACAAGGUGGGCACAGAUAUCCUGGAGGAGCAGAUCACAGCCUUUGAGGACUUUGUUCAGUCAAUGGACGUCGCCGCUUUCAACAAGAUCUGAAAACAAACACACAUUAAUAAAAAGCACUUCAACACAAA
This is a messenger RNA of Centropristis striata (black sea bass), 801 nucleotides long. It is a transcript of the gene eef1b2, whose product is annotated as eukaryotic translation elongation factor 1 beta 2. NCBI's taxonomy places the organism in Eukaryota, Metazoa, Chordata, Actinopteri, Perciformes, Serranidae. The record is from RefSeq and is a predicted model, not a curated record. Gene Ontology annotation, cellular component: eukaryotic translation elongation factor 1 complex; cytosol. The transcript has 7 exons. Gene Ontology annotation, biological process: translational elongation. Gene Ontology annotation, molecular function: translation elongation factor activity; guanyl-nucleotide exchange factor activity. Bases 80 to 763 code for a protein of 227 amino acids.